Trichomonas vaginalis G3 is the source of this 1158-nucleotide messenger RNA. RefSeq names its product Ankyrin repeat family. The coding region runs from base 1 to 1158 and encodes 385 amino acids. The transcript has a single exon. Lineage: Eukaryota; Parabasalia; Trichomonadida; Trichomonadidae. The record is from RefSeq and is a predicted model, not a curated record. Gene Ontology annotation, molecular function: protein binding.
AUGGCGUGCGUAAAAGGAAAUCUCGGAUUAGUUAAACAUUUAAUCGAAUGUGGUUGCAACAAAGAAACAAAAAACAAAGGACAAACUCCACUCAUUAUAGCAUCCCAUAGUAACAGUCUUGAAAUUUUCAAAUAUCUCAUUUCUAUUGGAGCUAAUAUAGAGGCCAAGGAUGAUAAUGGAUUCACUCCACUCACGUUUGCAUCAGGAAAUGGUCAUCUUGAAGUUGUUAAAUAUCUUAUAUCAAUUGGAGCUAAUAAAGAAGCAAAGAAUAAUAGUGGAUUUACUCUUCUCAUUGGUGCAUCACAUCGAGGUCAACUUGAAAUCGUUAAAUACCUUAUUUCAGUUGGAGCUGAUAAAGAAGCAAAAGAUAAUAAUGAAUGGUCUUCGCUCUUUUAUGCAUCACUUCGCCAACAUCUUGAAAUUGUUAAAUACCUUAUUUCAGUCGGGGCUAAUAUAGAAACAAGGAAUAAUUAUGGAUUAACCCCACUCAAUGCUGCAUCAAUCCACGGCGCAACAGAAAUUGCCAAAUAUCUAAUCUCUGUUGGAGCUGAUAUAGAAACACGAGCUAGUGAUGGAUCAACUCCACUCAUUUGUGCAUCAACACGAAACCAUCCUGAACUUGUUAAAUAUCUUAUUUCUGCUGGAGCUAAUUUAGAAACAAAGAAUAGCUAUGAAUCAACUCCACUCCUUGCUGCAUCAAAUGUAGGCAACCUUGAAGUUGUUAAACAUCUUGUCUCAGCUGGAGUUAAUAAAGAAGAAAGGGACCAAGAUGGAUAUACUCCACUCCUUUUAGCAUCAGCUCAUGGCCAUCUCGAUAUUGUUAAAUAUCUCAUAUCUCAUGGAGCUGAAAUAGAAGCAAGGGAUGAUAAGGAUAAGACUGCUCUCAUAGUUGCAUCAGGAAGUGGUCAUCUUGAUAUUGUUAAAUAUCUUAUCUCAGUUGGAGCUAAUAUAGAGGCUAAGAAUAAUUCUGGAAGCACUCCACUUCUUUUUGCAUCAGGAUAUGGCCAUCUUGAUAUUGUCAAAUAUCUUGUUUCAGUAGGAGCUGAUAAAGAUGUAGAGGAUGAAGAUGGGUAUACACCACUUUUAUAUGCAUAUGCAGAGGAUCAACUUGAUGUCGUUAAAUAUCUCAUUUCAGUUGGAGCUAAAGUUCCUGAUUGA